Arabidopsis arenosa is the source of this 1877-nucleotide messenger RNA. The record is from the annotation of a GenBank genome assembly. Lineage: Eukaryota; Viridiplantae; Streptophyta; Magnoliopsida; Brassicales; Brassicaceae.
CGAAGCAGAGCACUCCUCUGUUCCGAUGAAUGGAUCUCAUCUAAAAAAACCAUCGUGUCUCUCUUCCCUGGUUCGAGCCGUCGAGAAGUGUGAACAAAAAUGGGGUUUCUCUUUGGUUUGUUCAUAGGAAUCGCAGUUUCUUUCGGUUUGGUCGUCGCAUUUGCUCGUUAUUCUAAUGUCAGAUCCACUCGUCGAGCUGAUUUGUUAAAUUGGCUUAAUCUUGAACUUGAAAAGAUCUGGCCUUAUGUAAAUGAGGCAGCUUCUGAGCUGAUUAAAAGCAGUGUGGAGCCAGUACUUGAACAGUAUACACCAGCUAUGUUAGCAUCUCUUAAGUUCUCUAAAUUUACUCUCGGGACUGUGGCUCCUCAGUUCACAGGAGUUUCUAUCUUAGAAAGUGAAAGUGGACCUAAUGGAAUUACAAUGGAACUUGAAAUGCAAUGGGACGGUAAUCCAAAAAUCGUGUUGGAUAUCAAAACCUUACUUGGCGUGGCUCUACCGAUUGAGGUGAAAAAUAUAGGAUUCACAGGUGUUUUCAGGUUGAUUUUAAAACCUCUUGUUGAUGAAUUUCCUUGCUUUGGGGCACUUUCUUAUUCCCUGCGCGAGAAGAAAGGGCUUGAUUUCACACUAAAAGUUAUAGGUGGUGAAUUAACUUCAAUUCCAGGGAUUUCAGAUGCAAUCGAAGAAACUAUUCGUGACGCAAUAGAAGACAGUAUAACAUGGCCUGUUAGGAAAAUCAUACCUAUAUUACCAGGAGAUUACAGUGAUCUGGAGUUGAAACCUGUUGGAAAAUUGGAUGUGAAGCUUGUGCAAGCAAAGGACUUAGCUAACAAAGACAUGAUUGGAAAAUCUGAUCCUUACGCUGUUGUAUUCAUUCGCCCAUUGCGUGACAAAACCAAAAAGACCAAAACUAUUAGUAACUCGUUGAAUCCAAUUUGGAAUGAACAUUUUGAGUUCAUUGUGGAAGAUGUCUCAACUCAACAUUUGACAGUAAGAGUGUUUGACGACGAAGGAGUUGGAUCUUCUCAGCUUAUCGGGGCUGCUCAAGUACCGUUAAAUGAACUCGUGCCCGGGAAAGUUAAAGAUAUUUGGUCAAAAUUAGUUAAGGAUUUAGAGAUCCAAAGGGAUACAAAAAAUCGUGGUCAGGUGCAGUUGGAGCUCCUAUAUUGUCCGUUAGGCAAAGAAGGUGGAUUGAAGAACCCGUUUAACCCGGACUACUCAUUGACCAUUUUAGAGAAGGUACUUAAGCCGGAAAGCGAGGAUUCGGAUGCUACGGAUGUGAAAAAACCGAUGACUUCGAAGAAAAAAGAUGUAAUAGUGAGAGGAGUGUUGUCUGUGACAGUGGUGGCUGCUGAAGACUUACCAGCUGUAGAUUUCAUGGGGAAAGCAGAUGCAUUUGUGGUAAUUACAUUGAAGAAAUCAGAAUCGAAAUCCAAGACGAGGGUAGUACCAGAUAGCUUGAAUCCGGUUUGGAACCAAACGUUUGAUUUUGUAGUGGAAGAUGCUUUGCAUGAUCUAUUGAUGCUAGAAGUAUGGGACCAUGACAAAUUUGGUAAAGAUAAGAUAGGGAGAGUGAUAAUGACAUUGACACGAGUGAUGUUAGAAGGAGAGUUUCAAGAGUGGUUUGAAUUAGAUGGAGCUAAAUCAGGGAAGCUUUGUGUCCAUCUCAAAUGGACUCCUAGGCUUAAGCUCAGAGACGCUUCUUGAUGAUUCCUUCUUGGCUUCUUCUUCUCUCGAUUACCACAUUGCUUUACUUUAUUUUUUUUUUUUAAUUUUAUUUUGUAAUUUUGUAAAAUGUGUUGAUGUUUGUUUCUUUGUCAAUUAUAUGGUUGUCCUUUCUUCCUUGCCACAUAAGAAACUAAUAUACAGUAAGUAUUAAA